GCUGAUUCCCCUGCCCGCUACCGCACUCAGUGCGAUUCUGGGAUGAUCCUGCCCUUUGUGUUAGCACACCCUUAGACUGGAAUUUUCCUCUCCCACCAGCAGAGGGGUUGGUGGAAGGAGGGGAUGGAGAAUAUGAGUGGGGGAAAAACGAUCAGUUUCCCGACAGGGAGAAAUGACAGCGACUUUUACUGUCCCGACUGUCACGGCAGAUAAUAGUGGGCUGCAAUUAUCAUAUCAUUAACGGUAUUCAAAUCAGCAUCAGACCGGAAUGUUCCCCCUUGCCUGCAUAUCCUCCACCCUGCCAGCAGGAGUUCAGGCCGAUCCGAUUUACAACCAGACUGGACUUCACAUGACCAGGCAGCACUGACCUGAGAAGCCAUGGCCUGAAUCUCCAGAGGAACACUUGGAGGAAGAAAGUUAGUCAAGAGAGAAAGAGAAAUGUGAUUACAAGUGAGGUAAGCACAGAAUGAUGAUCAGUUCGAAGAAGGGAAUCACAACUGAACAAGAUCCAUCGCAGCCACUGGGAGGAGAAAGAGUCUGCUGGAGAGGAGAAAGAUGAUGAUGAUCAGGAGGAGGAGGAGGACCAAAACUACUACUGUGUUAACUAAGAUGACAAUGAUGACGUGGAUAACGAUGAGGAGCAAGAUGGUGAGAAAAAGGCACGGGAAAAGAAAUUUUACAGACAUGAGACUGAGGACAGUUUUGCUGCUCACUGCACUGCUCUACAUUGAUGCUGCAGCAACUGUCAGUAUUUGGAAUUCAGCAAGUCGAUUGAAUAGGAGAAAAGCGCAGUCUCUUCGUCACCAUUUAUCUGACAACAAUGUUCAUAUGAAAUUUCAUCCCCGUCCUAUUCUUUUUCCUGAGAAAAACCCAGAGCUACGUUAUUCCCAUCCCUUGUCCAAGAACAACCCAGAGGUACCUCUAUCCCAUUCCAUUCCUUUGCCUGAGAACAAAAAUGCAAUGGCACUUCAUCCCCAUUCUAGUCCUUUGCCUGAGGGCAAAUCCACAGCAAAUUAUCCCUAUCCUAUUCCUUUGCCUAAGAAGAACAACCCAGAUUCAUCAUUUCACCGUCCUUAUCCGUUUCAUCCUCAGAGCAAACCAAUUUUUACCCAAGAUUUGGCCCCAACUUUUCUUGUAGCGACUCCUCUUAACUAUCCUACGAAAGGGAAAGCAAUUAUGCCUGAGACCCGCCCUUAUCCUCAUACUUAUCCUCAUCCUUCUCCCUUUCUGAACAAGAACAAAUUACUACCUUUUAACUAUCCUGAAGUGGAUCCCUCUUCAGAGCAAGAGUCAGAAGUAGAACCUUCCCAUUCUCCAGACAAUGUGACAGAAAUGGAACCUUAUGCUUCUUUAGAGGAUGAGCUAGAACAGGAAGGGGAUUCUUCUGCACAGGAUGGAACAGAAAAGGAAAUGGUUCUUUUCUCAGAGAAAGGGAUGCAAGAGGAACCUCCUAUCACUGCAAAAAGCCCCCAUCCCAGUCGAGCAUCUUGUUUAGUUGGGUGGAUUUAUCAUAAGGAACUAUCUGCCUGUUACAACUUUUUCCAAGCUAAAAUGACCUGGAUACAAGCUGAGAUGUCUUGCCAAAUGUAUGCAUCUGGUGCUCAUCUUGCCUCCAUACACGGGGAAGGAUACAAUCAGUUCAUUCAGGGUUUGAUAAAACAGAAGAAUCCAAUACAAUCCAGCACUUGGAUUGGUCUGAGUGAUUGUCACAAGGAGGGUAUUUAUCUGUGGACUGAUGGAUCUCUGUUGGAUUUCACAAAAUGGAAUGACAACCAACCUAAUGAUGAAGCAGAGGCAGAAAACUGUGUGAACAUCAAUUCUGAAGGUGUUGGAGGCAAAUGGUAUGACAGAGCCUGUUCAGAUGAACUUCCAUUUAUUUGUUCCUACAAGCUCUUCUGAAGUUUAAAAAGAACAACAAUGCUUCAAGAAUUCUUUUGAUUUGCUUCAUAGUGCUGGUAUUACAGUUUAAAGUCAUUCUAACAGCUUAAACCAGCAGCAAAUAAUAAACACAACUGCAAAAUAAUCGUUGUUUUAGUUUAUUUGCUGAGACAGGUCUGUAAUCAACUCAUUCCUUAAACAUUGAAUUAGUAAUAAUAUGCUUGACACAUUUUGGGUAAAAUUUCCCACAUAAAAGCAUUUAUUUUCCAAAUUCUAUGUGUUCUGUCAUAAAGCAAAGUGUAUUCACAUAUAUUUAAAGAAAGGAGCAAUACAUGAUUAAAAUACUAAAAAGCUAUCUUUAAUGUUGUUUUCCCAGACUUUAAAUAACGAUUUAAUAGCCUGUCCAGAAAUCAAUAAACACCCUGUACCCAUGGUGUUGAGAAGUCUCUGAUCUUUCCUGGCUGUAAGUAGGAGAUGAAAAAUGGAAUCAGAGAGACAGACAGACAGUCAAGUGGCACAUUUCAAACAAAAUGCUAUGAAGAUUGGGAAUUGGAAGUAUACUUAAAAAAAAUGCAGGGCUAUUGGAUAAGAAGGGGAGUGGGACCAGCUGGAUAAUCUUUUCAAAGAGCCUGCAUCAACAAUUGGCUGAAAGGCAUUCUCCUGUGCUGUAUGAUUCUAUGGCUGAGCUAUCAGGUCCAGGAGAGGCUGUGAGAAGGUUAAAAUGCAGUGGAGUCUUUAGACAUAUUUUCAGCAAAGUCAAACAAGGUGAUGUAGGAAGAUUAAUGUGUUCAUUAUUUUUUAUGAUAAUAAAAAGAUGAAUUGUAUUGAUUGAAAUAAAUGGAUCUGAUCAUAA
Messenger RNA from Carcharodon carcharias (great white shark), 2731 nucleotides. RefSeq lists its product as uncharacterized. The record is from RefSeq and is a predicted model, not a curated record. NCBI's taxonomy places the organism in Eukaryota, Metazoa, Chordata, Chondrichthyes, Lamniformes, Lamnidae. Gene Ontology annotation, molecular function: signaling receptor activity. The transcript is spliced from 8 exons. Bases 556 to 1899 code for a protein of 447 amino acids.